Messenger RNA from Colletotrichum spaethianum, 5886 nucleotides. Its product is annotated as vacuolar morphogenesis protein 6. Gene Ontology annotation, molecular function: GTPase activator activity. NCBI's taxonomy places the organism in Eukaryota, Fungi, Ascomycota, Sordariomycetes, Glomerellales, Glomerellaceae. The record is from RefSeq and is a predicted model, not a curated record. Gene Ontology annotation, biological process: positive regulation of autophagy; intracellular signal transduction; negative regulation of TORC1 signaling. The transcript has a single exon. Bases 1 to 5886 code for a protein of 1961 amino acids. Gene Ontology annotation, cellular component: GATOR1 complex.
AUGCCUCGCAAUGCUAGCGCAACCCCCUCUUUGCGCAAGGGGCCCAACUGGUCCUCCCAUCUCCGUCAAUUCAGCCGGAGUAGUCUCGAGCCGCCAUCAGCGACAUCGUCCGUCGACUCGCCCCGAUCUCCCGAUACCGUCUCCAGCGCAUCGACCAUCCGCGGCGACAACUCGUCCAGCUCUGUCAAGCAGCGACGCCUCGAGCGGAGGUGCACAGUCACCGUCAACGAGGGAUACUCGCGCGACGAAGUGCUCCUGAGCCCGGACCUGGUCAAAGGCGACGUCAGGCCAGGUAGCCUGGUGGCUAUCACAGUAAUCAAGACUGAGGGCGAUAAGACAGCGACCAAGGACCAUGCGGCUCGCAGCGGGAACGCUGCCGGCGGCAGUGGCAUAGGAGCAGGCGCAUCGCAGGGAGACAAUGUGGCUGCGGAGGGCACGGCGCUGGGGAAGAAGUACUUCUUCGUCGCCAAGGAGAUGUCCAAGGAGCUCAGGAGUCGCCUGCCGAACGUAGAUAUCUACGUCGUCAAGCAUAUUGCUGACGCCUUUGGGAUGAAGAAGGGCACGUCGGUGCUCCUGACGCCCGUCGACGCAGAUAGCCCCGCGACGGCAGCCUCGCAUGUCGAGCUCACAUUCAAGGACCAGUACCUCUCGCGGUCCGACAUGUGGCGGCUUGCCAUCGGCGAGCUGACGGAAAGGACGGUGUAUAAAGGACAAUCGAUACUGUUUAUGGGCACGAUAAAGGCACAGGUCACGGCGGUGUUUGUGGACGGGCGCAAGACACAUUCGGCGUUCUUUACAAGGAACACGAGGCCCAUUUUCCGGAGCGAGUCGGCACGGUAUGUGCUGUUUAUACAGAUGGCGCGGGAGAUGUGGGACUUCGACUCGGAAGGGUCUGGCGAGAUCCUCUUCAACAAAGUCGUCAACGGUUUCCUACCGGCGCUGUUCAAGAAGUGGGCGAAACUAAAGGCGAAGCACCUCGUGAGCAUCGUGCUGUUUGCGAGAGUGGAGUAUGACACGGGCUUGACGACGGAGCUGGCGAGCAGCACGCUGCACGGAGACUACUACACGGGCGCCCAGAUCUCGGGCGAGCGCAGGCCGUACAAGGACUUUUACCGCGUCGUCGUGAGCGAGAUGGCGAGCGGCGAGUGGACGACGAUUCUUUACCAGCUGAAGCGCGAGUUCAACUUCUUCCGUAGGGACAUCAGCCUGCACCACCAACAGGCCGGCAGCGCGUUCGUGCCGCUGGCCGAGGAGACGGGCGGCAAGGGGAUCGCGUCCAACCGGGUCAAGGCCGAGUCGUCGCUGGCCAUGUACGGCAACUUCCUGGAGGCGAUCAACCUUGCGUCGUCGCAGUUUGCGCAUGACUACGUCGACCGCGACCUCAUGCGGACAGGCAUCUCCAUCGUCGUCAUCAGUCCCGGGCCCGGCGUGUUCGAGGUCGAGUACGAGUCCCUCCGCCGAACGACAGAGGCCCUUGUGGGGAACGGCAUCGGUAUCGACCUCAUCUGCGUGCCCAAGAUGCCCCUCCACUCCGUUCCUCUGUUCCGAUAUCAUAACCCGCAGACGUCGGAAGGCUCACAUGGCCUCUCGAGGACGAGGUCCGUACGGAGCCGCGAGAGCACGCCGAAGCAGCAGGCCACGCCCGUCAUCGGCAGCUACCAGUCGUUUUCGGAGUCGCUGUCUCCGACCAAGGGGCUGGAGCUCGCCCACCGCAUCGACACCCUGGCGAAUCCGCAGGACGAAUGGUCGUACGCGCUGCCACAGUGGCUGCACGUCUCGUACUGGACCGGGACGUCGGAGGAGGCGCUGUCAUAUCAAGGCAUCGCGCUCUCGGUGUCCGAGGGUAAGGAGGAGCAGGAUAGCGACGACUUUGCGAUCCGCGCGCGCAUGUACGACCUGCAGAUGCGGAGCGUCCUCGAGACCAACGAAAUCGAGACGACGCCGCUACAAGCCGACCCGCUGUUCCCCAUCACCACAACCGAGACCAAGAGCUCCACGCAGCGGUCGCGGUUGGGCGGGACGGACGAGAUUGCCGCGAUCCCUCUGAAGCGGCACCCGGACACGCUUGUCGACCAUGUUUAUGGGUUCCAGAGGUUCGUGCCCGACAGGCUCGUCAAGCCGGGCGAGAAGUCGCUAUGGAAGCAGCUGCAGGAGUAUGACGAGACGAGGGCGCGGUUGCCCAAGUCGCGGCGCCCCGCGCACGCUAGGGUAUCGCGGGACCUGGAGGAGACGACGAGGCGGCAGCUGAUGGAAGACACGGGACUGUUUGGCACAUCGCUGCCCGAGAAGAAGAUUGUGCCGAACCAGAGCCUCGCAGCCGUCGCUGCGGGUCGGAAGCUAUCGGUCAAUAUCGCCGACAGCGAGAAGGCCGAAAUCGUUGCCAGUGCACGGAAAGCUGCAAACCAUCCCGCGACAACAACAGCAAGCUCCGCAGUAGGCUCGACGUCUUCCCCUGCAUCGUCGUCGACGCCCGAUUCCCAGAGUGUGACGUCCAAGAUGUCGUCGGUGAACUCGCCGUCGAAACCGCCCAAGUUCAUGCGGCAGAUCAGCCUCGGCUUGAGGGGAUUCGGCAUCGCGGCGCCAAAGGUUGUGGCCGCCGAGGCUAGCUUUGAGACGGUCAAGGCCUCGACCGAGCAGAGCGUGGCGAGCCCCACGACGCCGUUGGUCAUGUCGACGAUGCCGCGGCCUUCAUCGCCGCAGAUCAUCAAGCCGGCCAUGUCCUCUUUCUCGCCCCAGCUGUUCCGGACGAACUCGAGGGACACGCUCAAGGACCUGCCCUCUACGCCGAGCAUACCCAUCAACAUGAAGUCGUCGCGCAGGGGCGAGAGCUCGGUGAGCCAGCAGCAUCGGUACGGCUCGGUCCUGCCGUCGUCGCUGGCGCGCAAAGACCACCUCCGCGAGGACCCCGACCAGAGAAACUCGCACGUCUUAAGGGCAGAGGACGACAACACCAAGAUGUUCAACAGCAAGCUGCGUGCUGGGGCCAUGCCUGAGUUGCCGUCUACGUUGUCGCCGACUACGGCGAUCUCGCCCUGGCUUACGGUUCUCAACCCGUCCAAUCCGGACCGGAACAAGCUCGAUGACACUGUGCUUUACAGCCGGUGGCAGCAUGUGUUCCCGAGAACCUCGGAGAUGAAAGUUAUGAAGUGGAAGGCGCUCUGCUGCCCGGCUGCCGUGCCGCUGACAACGGAGUACUUCCCCACGAAAGCACAGUUUGACAUGGAAUAUCAGCGACAGCCCUACGUGAUUGCGCAGAACGCCGACGACGAACUCAACGAAGAGCCAAAGUCAAGAGAGGAGUUCUUGCGCGAGCUGAUCAGCCUGCGUUUUUCCCAGGGCUUCCAAGUCGUCAUUGGUCCCUCCGUCGCGAAGGCCUUUGGCCAGAGGUUGCUACGAAUCGCCGACAUCUUCUCGCGCGACCAGGCGAUGGAGGACGGCACGAGCAUCUUCCUGUCGGUGGGCAACACGAUACACCAGCUCUCGUGCGUCAACGGCACGGAGGUCGAGGUCAAUAUCUACAUACGGAAGCCCGCCGAGUCGACUAUUGGAAGCUCCAACUCGGGCCCGCUGUACCGCCCUGCCAUCCGGACCCUGAUGGACAGCGGGUACCAGACGCAGGAGGUCGACAUAUCCACGCCGAGGCCGGAGAGAAACUGGAACUAUAUUGAUUCGUAUCUCGCGGGACACCACGACGAGAUGACGGAGAACCUGCGGUUCUGGCGCGCGCGGUUCGUGCUGAUUCCGAUGGUGUCCCGGUCGUCGGCGGUGCCUAGGAACCAGGCCGGCGACAACGCCGAGGAGGUUCGGUUGGAAGGCAUCAGGAGGCUGUCACUGUCCUGGCAGAAGCACCGGUAUAUCCCACCGUUUGAGCGCAGAUACCAGACCGCCAAGUCCAAGCGGGACCCCAACCCGUUGGACAUUGUCUACAAGACGGAAGACCCGUCCGUCGUCAUCGCGGCAGAGCUCGACAACUUGCCGCUGGUUGAGGGACUGGGAGAGAGCCGGAAGGGACAGCUCAUUUCGAGCCGGGAGCACUUCCGCAAGUCGAACCUCAACCUUGCGGCGUUGGCUGAGGCGAUACAGCAGCCCGUCGAGAACGGCGGCGUCAAGCUCCAGAACCGGAGAUGGCAUCUGCGACUACACUACAACUGUUUCAUCGGGUCGGACAUGACGACGUGGCUCAUGGACAACUUUGAGGACCUGGACAGCCGCGAGGAAGCGGAGCAGCUGGGCAACAUGCUCAUGGUCAAGACGUACGACAGAUUGGAUGACAAGAAGGACCGCGGCGGGCUGUUCGAGCACGUGGAGAAACGACACGCAUUCAGGGACGGGCAGUACUUUUACUCAAUCGCCAGCGAGUACGCCAAGCCGCACCCGCCGAGCUGGUUCAACGCGCGGCGGCGCGACAUGUCGGUGCCGUCGACGCCCAUGUCGGAGAACAUACCGCGCGACUCGCCCCGCCCGGGCAUGAUCUCGCGGCCGACGUCCAUCAACGAGGAAAACUCACCCAUCUCGGGGUCCACGACCCCGACGGCACACUCGGUCAUGCUCAACAAGAAGAUGCCCAAGGUGGUGCUCAGCAAGGUCAUCAAGUACGACGUGGACCACCGCAAGCGGUCGUACCGGCCCGAGCGCGUGGACCUGCACUACGACCGGCUGCACAACCCGGACAACUGCUACCACAUCCGCAUCGACUGGAUGAACGUUACGGCAAAGCUCAUCGAGGACGUCGUGGAGGGCUGGGCGCGGGAGGCGGCGACGUACGGGCUGCGGCUCGUCGAGGUGCCCAUCAAGGAGGCCUGCUCCAUCACGGAGGUGAACCCCUUCCGGCGGCCGUACGUCAUCAAGCUGUCGGUGCCGCCGCCGAGCCAGCAGCCGGUGACAUACUACGAGCCCAACUCGUUCGCGCCGCAGACGGCGCCGGGCAAGCACUUUUACCAAAAGGCCAUUAUGCGGAAGCUCGACUUCGUCCUCGACAUGGAGGCCGCGUCCAACUUUCCCCGAGACGUCGAGGUCAGCUACUCGUGGGGCCGGCCGGAUUUCAAGUACUCGCAGUACAUCCACCGGUCGGGCGUGCUGCUCGCCGAGAUCACGGACGACGGGCACUUUCUAGUCCUCGCCAACAGGUUGUUUAGCAACCGUGCCUCGGCGGCGCGGGAUAAGGAGCUCAAGGACAUGCGGGAGGCGAACGGCGGCGGCGGCGGCCCGAGCAACACCGUCGUCGAGCGCGGCGGGCGCAUCAUACCUGUCGGGUCGUACACGCCCUUUGGCAUCCCCGAGCCGACGCCGAUGAGCAGCCCGAUGGUGAAGCCCGUGUUCUACGCUGGCGGGAGUCCCGCAGUCCGGGCCUCGGACAUGAAGUCUGGCGUCAACAGCUCGACUGGCAUCGCAGGGUGUGGCGGCGGUGGCGGUGCGUCGGCGUUGGGCGCGGCGGCGGCGGACCCGAUACCGAUCCUGGAGCAGCUGGAGGCGUUUUGCAGCGACAAGGCCGGUCUGGAGGCGUUUUACAAGGAGACGCUGGAGAGGGGCCCGCCGCAGUCCAUGACGACGCCGGGGGCGAUGAGGCCGACGACGAUGGGGUUGGAGGCGGUGCCGGAGGCGAGCAUCCCGACGCUGGGGUUGCCUGCCGGGGUGCUGGGGGAUCUGCACGCCUCGGGGCCGGGAGGAGGGCCAUGGGGGCUGGAGACGCUGAGGGGAGGGCCUGGAGGAGGCGGAGGGCCGGAGGGUCUGAGGGGGUUAGGGGGCAGCCCGAGCCCCGGGCCGAGGAGUCUCAUGAGCAGUCCGGCGGCGGGGAUGCAGUUCCUCAGGAGGGCGAGUGUGCAGGACGGGCUGGGGCUGGGGGGCGGGGGGCCACGGAGGGAGGUUCGCGAGAGGGAGCGGGAGUGA